Linum tenue is the source of this 2401-nucleotide messenger RNA. The record is from the annotation of a GenBank genome assembly. Lineage: Eukaryota; Viridiplantae; Streptophyta; Magnoliopsida; Malpighiales; Linaceae.
UAUCUUACAUAUAUCUAUUAAAAACUUAUUUUCAACAAAAUAAAUCUACCUAACCUCCAUGAUCCACCUACCAUUUCCCUUCCUUCGUUCAUUUUCCUCUCUUCCGCCUCUCUUCUUCUCCCUGUUUAGGGGUCAGACCGGGGGGUUUUCUGGAGGCCGUUUUGAAGCCCGACUCGGGUUGAACCGGGUCCAACCGGGGGGUUCAAUAGGGGUUUAACAACCUUGAUUUUUACUAUUAACUGGACUGGCUUUUCUCACUCUCGAGUCUCUGUUUGGUCUCUCCCUGUCUUGGCUCCCCCUUUUUCUUCUCCAUCGUCGUCUCUCUCUCGCUGUCCCCCGGGAGACGCACUCCACAAUUACAUCGCCGGCCGGCGAAUUAGAAUUGGAGAAACCGAAUAACUCGGAAGGAGAUUCCGGGACGUACGAAACUCUCUGCCGCAAAUAUCCUCCCUUCGUCGGAUUCUUCCACUUUUUGUGCAAACCCUAAUCUCCCAGCGGACAUCUCUCCAGGGGGGUUAGGAUUUUCGGGGGUUUCUUCCGAUUCCCUCCUGCUUGCCCUCCCUCUCUGAUGCUUCAGGGCCACAAAGAUUCUCGCCAAUGUACGCCCACCCUCAAUCCAUGAACAUUCCCCACCAGAUCGACGACUUGCCCGGCGGCGGCGGCGGCGACGAAGAAGAUGCUUCCGGAGCCCCCGAUUCGAUGGACCAGCACCAGCUUGAAAACAUUGGAUAUGACGACGCUGCCGCAGCCGCAGGAGUCGUCGUCGACGACAUGUCUGCUGACUCUGUCUAUAUUUCCUCCAGUGGCGGCCCUGGGUCGGAGCUUCUUAUUCAUGGGGGUGAUAUCACCAACCAGCUUACUUUGACGUUUCGUGGCCAGGUGUAUGUGUUUGACGACGUCACGCCUGAUAAGGUUCAGGCAGUUCUGUUACUACUAGGAGGUUGUGAAAUAAAUUCUGGUCUGAAUGGUCUGGAACUGCCGCCUCAAGGCCAAAGGGGCGCAUCUAUGGACUAUCCAGGCCGCUCGACACAACCUCAUAGAGCAGCUUCUUUGAAUAGAUUUAGGCAAAAGAGGAAAGAGCGAUGUUUUGACAAGAAGGUUCGAUAUAGUGUUCGCCAAGAGGUUGCCCAAAGGAUGCAGCGCAACAAAGGUCAGUUCACCUCAUCGAAGAAAGAUGGUACAUAUGGCUGGGACGGCAGUCAGGACUCAGGGCAUGAUGACAGCCAGCAAGAAACCUCGUAAGGAUAACAUUGUGUUUUCUAGUCUUGAUCUUUUCUAUUAUCUGAUCUGUUGUGGAAAAAUCAUUGAUUAUAAAAGCUGACUUUAAAGCUGGAGAGCUAAGCAUUGGGAAACCAUGUUGUAUAGCUAUGAGUUUAAUGUUCCUUGCUUUAUUGGGCUAUCUUUGGCCUUUAAACAUUUAUAUUACUAUCAGACUAGUUUUUUUUUUUGGGGAACUUCUGUAUUCUUCUGUAGGUGUACCCAUUGUGGCAUCAGUUCCAAAUCAACUCCAAUGAUGCGACGUGGUCCAUCUGGUCCUAGGUCUCUUUGCAAUGCAUGUGGGCUUUUCUGGGCAAACAGGGGAACACUGAGAGAUCUGUCCAAGAGAAACCAGGAUCAUGCUUCUUCCGCUCCAGUAGAGCAGAACCAGGCGGAAGCUGAAGCAAACAUGUUGGAGUCAGGAGGAGAUGGGACCCAUACCAACACUGAACAACUAGUUGUUUACUCAAAUGAGUCUGGUCUAAUUUCAGGAGAGCCCUGAGAGAUAGGGAAAGAAGGCAAAGGCUGAGUUAUUAUUAGACAGUCGAGAAAGAACUUCUAGUUGAGGGGAAAAAAAAGUUUCUCUGGGAAUGUACAGCUAAUGAAUGAAUAUAAGCCUGCCAUAAUCUUUAUUGAUCAGAUAUUGGCCCUCUCUGUACAUGAAGAUGGAGAGUCAGAGACUACAUAUCUCAUCUUCUUUUCCAAUGGUGACUAGGGUCUCGGCGGCCAAUGAGAUUUUCUUUCUGAUCUUACUUUAUCACAAUGUACCAUGUGUGACAUUAUGUAAAACAGGAAAUAGGGUAGCUUGUUGAUGAAGUGAUUUGGUCCUUUUUUUCUUUCCUCCUAUGAAUUUGAAUUGCCGGAAACUACCCCAUCUGGCUUUUCUGGCGGUUUUGGUUAACUAACGCCAUAUGCAUACGGAUAGGGCUGCAAGUGAGCCGAGCGGGAAAAACUCAUUCGGAACUCGACUCGUUUAUUAAAGAGUCGAGUUUGAGUUAAGCUUUCUGCAGCUUGAUGAGCUCCCGAACUAGUUCGACUCGGUGGCUUGUUGAGCUCAACUCGUGAGUUGGCUUGUUUAGAGCUUAUGAGAUGUAUCAACUCUCAACAUUGUGGCUAGUGAGCAAGCUCGAAUACCAAUUUUAUG